AUGGGGUAUUCGUGGAUAAAGGGUGCGGAUGAACUUGGGAAAUUCAGACCAGUCUCUUGCUGCACCACAGUCUACAAGGUCAUAGCAUCUCUACUCAAGAAGAAACUCAAGCUCUUUGUCUCUGAUGUGGUACAGAGGAACCAGGUGGGAUUCUUAAAGGAUAGGCUGCUAUGCGAGAAUGUCCUACUUGCAUCAGAGCUCGUCACGGGAUUUCACAAAAGAGGUCCCCUAACUCGUGGCUGCCUCAAAAUUGAUAUCACAAAGGCCUUUGAUAACCUUCAUUGGUCCUUUGUCCUCAAUGCUCUACGAGCCCUUGAUCUCCCCGACGUGUUCCUCAACUGGAUUAAGGAGUGUAUUACAACUCCAACCUUCAGUGUGGCCUUCAACGGGGAAUUGGUGGGAUGCUUUGCUGGAAAGCGAGGGCUUCGACAGGGUGAUCCGAUUUCCUCACUUCUCUUCGUGCUAGCUAUGGACACUCUGUCUAAGAAGCUGGACGCAGGAGCUAUUGAGGGAAAGUUUGGACUGCACCCACAAUGCGACGCUCCCCUCAUCACUCACCUUAGCUUCGCUGACGACGUCUUAAUCUUCUUCGACGGCAGUGAAGCUUCUCUUGUGGGCAUCCUGGAAAUCUUAGAAGAGUUCAAAAAAGUCUCGGGCCUAGGCAUCAACCUCAGCAAAAGUGAAGUCUUCUUCGAUGGUGGGAACUCUACGCUAGUGCAGGAUGUUGUUGCCAGACUUCACCUAAAACAAGGCUCUUUACCGGUGAGGUACUUGGGAGUACCUCUCACAACACGCAAGCUCAGGAAGCAGGACUAUCAACCGCUGCUUGAUAAUCUGUCAGCUAGGUUUACCUCAUGGACAGUGAGACAUCUCUCCUUCGCGGGCAGGAUUGAGCUCUUAAAAUCUGUGAUUUAUGCUGUCAUCUCUUUCUGGGCAACGAUCUUCAUCCUGCCCAACCAAUGCCUCAAGAAGCUGGAACAAAUGUGUAACUCUUUCUUGUGGAAAGGUACUCCUGGUGAUGCUAGGGGGGCGAAAGUAAGAUGGGAUUCAGUAUGCUCUCUUAAGUCUAGUGGAGGACUAGGACUUAGGAAGCUCAAACCUUGGAAUCAAGUUCUUGGUUUAAAACUGAUUUGGCUUAUCUUCACCGCUUCUGGAUCGUUAUGGGUCUCUUGGAUCAGGCGCCACCUGAUUGGCAAUCAGGAUUUCUGGACUUUGGACUCUGAAAACUCAGGCAGCUGGAUCUGGAAACAGCUCUGCAAACUGCGACCCUUGGCUCGUCGGUUUGUUUACUGUCAACUUGGCUCCGGAAUCACAGCACGGUUUUGGCAUGACAACUGGACCGGAAAUGGAGCACUGAUCGAUCUGACUGGUCCUCUGAGGCCGCAAAUUGCAGGUCUUGAUCUAGGUGCAACCGUUGCUGAUGGAAUUAUUGACGGGAAUUGGUGGUUGCACAGGUCUCGUAGUAGGAACCCGAUUAUCUGCCUGCUACGAGACUCACUACCACCUGUUGAACCCAUCGCUCUCUCAGAAGUGGACGACUUAUAUCUCUGGAAAAUUGGAACCGCCACUCCUUCUACAUCUUUUAACACCGCCGCGACCUGGAGCUCAGCUUUCCCACCUCCACCACUUGUUAACUGGCACAAAUCUGUUUGGUUCUCUGGUUCUAUACCCAAGCAUGCCUUUAUAACAUGGCUGAUCUCCCUCAACAGACUCUCUACACGCGACAGGCUGGGGGAAUGGGGUCUUGAUGUUCCUUCCUCCUGCCUUCUCUGCUCGAUGUUCGAUGAGAAUCGCCAACAUCUGUUCUUUGAUUGUGACUACUCAAAAGAGGUAUGGUCUUUCUUCUCCUCCAAAGCCCAUCUCACUCCACCUCUCUCGUUUGAAGAUUGUUUGAGAUGGAUGAAAGACCCUACCACAGACAGAAAUGUCAACCUCAUCUUGAAGCUGGCUUUUCAAGCCUCCUGCUAUGCUAUUUGGAAAGAGCGUAACACUCGACUUCACUCGGCGGUAUCACGUUCUGCUCAGUCACUAAUUGCUGACAUUAGGCUAACCAUCAGAAGCAAACUGGAUUCACUUUCCAGAGCUCAGCGAAACCUUCAAACCACUGUCUCCUUUUUGUCUACGUGUUGUAUCUGCGCUGUAAGCCUGCAAGGCUAA
Messenger RNA from Raphanus sativus (radish), 2157 nucleotides. RefSeq lists its product as uncharacterized. Bases 1 to 2157 code for a protein of 718 amino acids. The transcript has 3 exons. The record is from RefSeq and is a predicted model, not a curated record. Lineage: Eukaryota; Viridiplantae; Streptophyta; Magnoliopsida; Brassicales; Brassicaceae.